This is a messenger RNA of Cololabis saira (Pacific saury), 1184 nucleotides long. RefSeq names its product pejvakin (gene pjvk). The transcript has 6 exons. Gene Ontology annotation, cellular component: cytoplasm. Gene Ontology annotation, biological process: programmed cell death. Lineage: Eukaryota; Metazoa; Chordata; Actinopteri; Beloniformes; Belonidae. The coding region runs from base 8 to 1120 and encodes 370 amino acids. The record is from RefSeq and is a predicted model, not a curated record.
GUUGAAAAUGUUUGCUGCAGCCACUAAGAACUUUGUGAAGCAGGUGGGAGACACGGGGAGGCUGAUCCCCGUCCCCGGCCUCAGCGAGGCCGACCGCUACCAGCCCCUCAGUCUGGUGACCAGGAAGAGGAAGAAGCAUUUCUGGAAGAAGAACAAAUACGCCUCAACUCCCUUCUCGCUGAAGGACAUCCUUGUGGGGGAAAAGGAGAUCACAGCAGGAGUCUCGUCCUAUCAGCUCCUGAACUACGAGGAUAGGUCUGACGUAGCCCUGAACGGGCGAUUAGGGAACCACAUUAUCAGCGACGUGGGCUUCAACAUCAGCGGGUCCGACUCCGUGGCCGUCAAAGCUUCCUUCGGCAUCGUGACCAAACACGAGCUGGAGGUGCCCACUUUACUACGAGAACUUAACUCCAGGAAGGUGGACCUGGAUCACUGCCUGAUCCGUCAGUCCAGGGAGAGCCGGCGCAGCGUCCUCUGUGUGGUGGUGGAGAGUAUCAGAACCACCCGCCAGUGCUCGCUGACCGUGCACGCCGGCAUGAGAGGGACGACCAUGAGGUUUCAGAUCGACGACGGCAGAAACCCCAAAGGUCGAGACAAAGCCAUCGUCAUUCCAGCUCACACCACCAUCGCCUUCAGCAUCUGCCAGCUGUUUGUUCGCCUGGACGGCCGUCUCGACAUCUGUGUAGCUCCAGAGUCCCAGGGCGGUUUUGAGCGGGAGCAGAUCCGGGAGCAGCUGGGCGGUUACAUCGGUCACUUCUCCAUGGGUCGACUGCGACGGUUCCUGUCCGGGAUCAUCUACGGAAACCCCUUCAGGGCAGACGACCGGACCUUCGAGGAGCUGACCCACUCCGACUCCUACCUGGACGACGUGGUGACCGACUACUACGAGAAGGCGGCCAGCAUGACGGACGUGUCCACCGCCUACCUGAGGGAAAGCUCUCACACGCGCGUCAACCUGCUCAAACACAACAUCCCCAAGGGCGCCUGCGCGCUGUGCGGCAUGGGCAGCCAGCGGCGGGAAACCGUGUACGGCUGCCUGGAGUGCUCCGGCGGGGGGCAGAAAUACGUCCGCCUGCACGUCGUGCCCUGUUUCGAUCUCUGGCACAAAACUCUGAGGUGAAACCGCCAGGAUUCCUGGACUACAAGACCAAUCUGGUCCACUGAGCCUCCAUGAAAACCCGUCC